UUUUGUUUUUUUAGUUUUACCAAGCAGCAAAGAAAAAUCGUUUUUUGCGUAUUAAAAACCUCAACUUCGAUUAAUCCAUAUUCCAGUAAGGGGAUCAUAAUUCUUCCUUGAAGCAUUUUUGAGCUUUUCUUUGUUGAAAUGGCGAGAUUCACAGCAAAUGGGGGAUUGAGGCCGCUUCUUCACGGGGAAAUAUCUUGUUUUGGAGGUGAGCCGAAGGAAACAAUUAGGUUUAGGAUUUGUGGAGAAAGAAACUUGAAGAACCCGGUUAGGGUAAAGAGUAAGGGCAGAAGCGGAUGGCGUCAAGGUUUUGCUAGGGUUUCUGCUGCGGGGAAGAAGGCAGGAAAUUCUAAGGUUGGGGAAAAGUUAAAAAGGGAAGAUUUUGAUGAUACUGAUGUUGAGGAGGAGGAGGAGGAUGAAGAUGAAUUUGGUGUGGAUGAAUUGGCCUGUUUCAGAGGGUUGGUGCUUGAUAUAUCUUACAGACCUGUCAAUGUUGUUUGUUGGAAGCGUGCAAUUUGUCUGGAGUUUAUGGAGAAGGCUGAUGUUCUAGAAUACUAUGAUCAGACUGUGUCCUCACCUCAAGGCUCCUUCUACAUUCCGGCUGUUUUAAGGGUACCGCACUUGCUUCAGGCAGCGAAACGAAGGAGAAUAAAGCACAGUCUCAGUCGGAAAAGCAUAUUUUACCGGGAUUCUUACACUUGCCAAUAUUGUUCUUCUCGUCAAGACUGCACUAUUGACCACGUCUUACCAAUUUCAAGGGGUGGUGAAUGGAAAUGGGAAAAUUUGGUAACAGCUUGUACCAGAUGCAACUCAAGAAAAGGUCACAAGUCCCUUGAGGAAGCAAACAUGAAGUUGAUUAAGAUUCCAAAGGCUCCAAAAGACUAUGACAUACUCUCCAUUCCUUUGACAUCAGCAGCUGUGAGAAUGCUGAAGCUUAGAAAAGGAGUUCCAGAUGAAUGGCGCCAGUAUUUGCCCAAUUGAUGAAAUUCAUAUUUUUCUUCAUUUCUAUUUAUCCAAGUGGGUAAUAUGGCCUCAAUUCAAAUCAAUAUGAGGUAAUGUCAUUAUUACUUUCCAUUGUAUAUUUCCCAUUCAGCCUGAUUAAUAUAAACUGGCUGUUAUAGUAAUUUAGAUUUCCAUGACUUUUGACUUCAAUUAACUGUACCUGUAGCAAAUUAAAGUGUUUAAUACAAUGCAUAUUUCACCUUGACUUGAA
This is a messenger RNA of Dendrobium catenatum, 1210 nucleotides long. RefSeq lists its product as uncharacterized. Lineage: Eukaryota; Viridiplantae; Streptophyta; Magnoliopsida; Asparagales; Orchidaceae. The record is from RefSeq and is a predicted model, not a curated record. The coding region runs from base 139 to 978 and encodes 279 amino acids. The transcript is spliced from 7 exons.